Messenger RNA from Nannizzia gypsea CBS 118893, 669 nucleotides. RefSeq lists its product as hypothetical. NCBI's taxonomy places the organism in Eukaryota, Fungi, Ascomycota, Eurotiomycetes, Onygenales, Arthrodermataceae. The transcript has 5 exons. The coding region runs from base 1 to 669 and encodes 222 amino acids. The record is from RefSeq and is a predicted model, not a curated record.
AUGGCCCAACGCAGAUUUGCGCCCUUAAAUGCCGAAGGAGGUGUACCCGCUCUGAAGGGCAUUGUAUUCGAUGUUGAUGGGACACUAUGGCAACAUUAUAUGUUCCAAGAGAUGCGGGAUGCUCUCGGUAUAGAGAAAGGUGUUGAUAUAAUUCACCAUAUCCGAGGCCUGCCCACCUUCACGGCGAGGACGGACGCCAUCGCGAUGGUCCGCGACAUUGAGCGCAAGGCAAUGGUAAAACAGGUUCCCCAGCCAGGACUCGUCGAGCUCAUGGACUAUCUCAAUUCAAAGGGAGUCAAGCGAGCUCUGUGUACACGCAAUUUUGACGGCCCGGUGAACCACCUUAUUAAGUCUCAUCUGGCUACUCAUGUAUUUGCACCAAUUGUAACUCGGGAUACGCCAAAUAUAAUGCCCAAGCCCGACCCAGCUGGGCUACUGCACAUUGCGCGAGCAUGGGAUCUCGAGGAUGCUAAUAAUUUGAUCAUGGUCGGUGAUAGUUUAGAUGAUAUGACGGCCGGACAUAAAGCCGGAGCUGCUACCGUGCUGCUCUUGAAUGAACGGAACCAGGAUCUGAAGGAUCACGAACACACUGAUCUCUGUAUUGAGCGCCUGGAUGAUUUGAUCAAUGUGCUCGAGACUGGUUUCCGUGGAACUAGGGAAAGGUCUUGA